AUGUUGCUUACUAGUGUCCUGAAGAUCAGGCAAACUAGCAGAUUGGCGCUCAUCUUUGUUUGCUGCUUGAUCGUACUCAUUUUUGUUUUUCAUGAGUAUACUUAUCACUUCAUUGCCCUCCACAUCCCCCUUCCCAAACAGGCUCAAACAGGCUCAUGGAGCCCAAGAAUUCCAGUUUCACUUGUUCCUGCAGCAGCAGCAGUGCUCCCUCGAACCGGUGGUGUCCUCUUGUGGGCUGCUGAUCGAGGUGAUGUUUUCGGAUCUGAACCAGGUAAUCCCGGCCGCACUCUCACGGCCUUUUACAAACUUGCAACAAAUAAGGUCUCGAUUUAUAACAUGACUGUAACAGACCAUAACAUGUUCUGCCCUGGAAUUUCUCUAAAUUCAGUUGGCACUCUUGUUGUGACUGGAGGAAGCUCUUCUGAACAUACUAGUUUCUACAGUUCUGUGCAUGGUGGUAGCUGGGUUGAAGGGCCGCAAAUGGUCAUUGGCAGGGGCUAUCACGGCCAAGCGACUCUUUCGGAUGGACAAAUAUUUACCAUCGGUGGAUCUUGGAGUGGCGGAGAGGGAAAUAGGAACGGGGAGGUACUUGAUGUUGCUGGCACAACAUGGUCCUCUCUCCCCGGUUGCGUCGUCGAACCCAUGUACACCAACGAUGCAAAGGGUGUAUUUGCAGCUGACAAUCAUCCCUGGCUUUUUGCUUGGAAAAAUGCUUCCGUCUUUCAAGCCGGACCAUCCACGGCUAUGAACUGGUAUGGAACGCUAGGUCAGGGGGCCCAUCACAGUGCAGGACGCCGCGGAAGCGACACAGACUCCAUGAACGGCAAUGCUAUUAUGUAUGAUGCACUGCAUGGGAAGAUUCUAACUCUUGGAGGAGCUACUAGUUACACCGAUGCUCCUGCUAGUAGAGCAGCGCACAUAAUAACACUGAAAGAGCCGUUUGGGCAGCCAGUUGUCGAAAAGAUAGAGCCGAUGCAUUACGCUCGCUCUUUUGCUAAUAGUGCAAUUCUACCAUCUGGCGAGGUAUUCAUUAAUGGUGGCGUGACGUGGGCAAAGCAGUGGACAGACACAAAUGUGACAAGCAUUCCAGAACUAUGGAACCCCCAAACCAAGAGAUUUACGAAACUAGCAGCCACACCCAUUCCGAGAUCAUAUCAUAGUUUUGCCAUUCUCUUGCCGGAUGCCACCGUUCUAGUCGGUGGAGGUGGACUAUGUUGGGAAAAAUGCGAAGACCCGUCUGUCAACCAUUUCGAUGUUCAGAUAUUCUAUCCGCCAUAUCUAUAUAACUCUUGGGGCAUGCUUGCCAUACGGCCACAGAUUCUCGAGAUCUCGAAUACUGUGGUAAAUCCCGAGUCUACCUUGACGGUAUAUACCGAUGGCCCAAUUGAGGAAUUUGCACUUCUACGAUACGGAUCGGCGACACAUUCGAUCAACACAGACCAACGGCGAGUGCUGCUUUCUAUAUCGGAAGAUUUAGCAAACUUUGAUGGCGUGAAGUGGAAAUACCAUGUGACUCUACCAGAUAGUCCUGGGAUAUUGAUCCCCGGAUUUUGGAUGUUGUUUGCCCUUGAUCGAGAGCAAGUCCCUUCAAUCUCUGUGGAGAUUUUGAUCGAGAUUAAUGUGUAA
Messenger RNA from Talaromyces marneffei, 1626 nucleotides. RefSeq lists its product as uncharacterized. NCBI's taxonomy places the organism in Eukaryota, Fungi, Ascomycota, Eurotiomycetes, Eurotiales, Trichocomaceae. The coding region runs from base 1 to 1626 and encodes 541 amino acids. The record is from RefSeq and is a predicted model, not a curated record. The transcript has a single exon.